GCUGGCAUCCGGCGGGCGGCAUCGGCGGCGCCAAGAGGGCUGCGGGAGGACCGGACAAAGGUCCGCGGGGAUCCUGGCCGAUCUCCGAGGGUCCCCAACGGCGAGUCCCCAGCGUGUGCACCCUGCGCCUCUUCCUCAUUGCUCCACAUCUUUGCGAGCUGAGAGAGCCCAGCCGCAAGCGGAGCCUAGGGCCCUGGAGACUCCUGGGGGCCGUCGCCGGUGGUGUCAGAGCGACCCCCAGCCCGAGCGCGAGGCCCUGUCGGCGCCGCCUUUCCUAGGCAGUUAGAUGUCUGCAGCGCCGGGAAGGAAACGUGGUACCCGUUGUCUUUUCAGACCGCCGGGCCGCAUUGCACUGAGGUGUCAUAGGGUCGGUUAUGAUCUGAUCUUUUUCUCCGAUUUAGAAUUUACUUUUGUCAGUUUGGAAACGCUGGUGGCUUAGUGGUUAAGUGUUAUGGCUGCUAACCAUAAGGUCGGCCGUUCAAAUCCACCGGGCGCUCCUUGGAAACCAUGGGGCAGUUCUCCUCUGUCCUAUAGAGUCGCUAUGAGUCGGAAUCGACUUGAUGGCAACGGGUUUGGGUUGUUUUUUUUUUGGGGGGGGGGAGUAUCGCCACGAAAUUGUCACGGCUGAGUUGUAAACCUGUAAUGCAUGUACAAAGAGGGUGUUAUUACCAUAACAGUUUAAUUGCUGUUUUAGUUAAAGUACAAUUUAAUUACAAGCGGUUUGGAUACAUUUCUUAGAGCAUUGCAGAGCAGAGCAUUUUGGCAAAUGCAGCUUUUCCCGAAAAACUUUUUUCUGAGUUCUUAACCGUCUCACCCUGUUAAAUUUGAAGGAAACAUGUUUUGGAUUGCUUUCUUCUCUGUGUAUUACUUAAGUACUGAGAGGGGGCAGGAGUAGGACUUCAUCUUUCUCUGGUUUUCGAUCUGGGGAAGCCCUUCCAGAAGUGGCAAGCUGGAGACCCCGCCGCGGGCAGCGGGCAGCGGGCGCAGCAGGUCAGAGGCGGGAGGUUUGAUGGGGCCCCCAGAGUAUUCCCAUCCCGACUCCAGUUGAGAGCACUGCACAGGUAGUGUGUGUGCAGCCAGGGGUGUUGGUGCCGUGCUGUUUUUAGUAGCUCACAGAAUAACAUCAGCAUUAUCCAGAAUGUUCCUCUUCCUGGCACUCUCCCCCUCCCCCAACCCGUUAUUUCUAAAAGCGGAGCAAACAGGUGUCUUGCUGGGCAAUCACCUGGCAGCAUCCCGGGACUCCAAGCUUACCCUAACCGGCAUUACUGCAUUCCCUUUGGUUGGCUUUAAUUAUCAGGUGAUUCAUUUGAAGAAUGAGCUCCGGAUCACUAUGGUACUGACAGUCCGCAGAAGCCCAAGGCCACCUUCGUUUACACCCAGUUGCGUCCUCCCUUCAGCGCUUUUUUUCUGUUGGCACUUGGAGGGCCAGGCACUUGGAGGGUACUGCCAGGAGAGACGCGUGUUUGUAGGUGGUUGGCCUUCCUGUGGUGUCGUGAGAGCUUCGCGGUGGCUCCCAUUGCCUGCUGUGAGGACAGCAGCAGCAGCUGGCACUGGUGGACUGGAGGCUCGAACGGCCCUCCUUUUUUGUGUUCACCAAGUUUUAAAUCGACUUUCAACAGUGUGGUCAGAGAAAGGCCCUUCCGUUUUAAUUGGAGAAACAGACGAUAAGCACAUGGCUGUGAAACACAGAGGGACCCUCUAUCCCCACCCACUACACUCCACCCACCCUCACCUUACCCCACACCCUUACCGUCACCAUAAACUUCACCCCAACCCCUACUCCUACCCCCAAGCCCCACCCCAUUCCCACACUCACCCACACCCUACCCCACCCAACUCUACCCCAUCUGACACCCCUACCCUCGCCCUGUCACCCCACCCACCCCCAUUGCCAACCACAGCAGCUGUGGAAGGCUGGAGAAGGCCAGUUAUGACGAGUAUUUGUGUGUUCUACCCCAGGCGGGUCCUGCCAGGCACCUAAACCCUUGUUGACUGACCUAGCACAGUUAACAUCAGCCCACAUAUGUUACUUAUUUAAAAUCACAGUGACCAAAGGCAUCCUUCCUUCAGUGAGACCCGUUCUUCUAAGGAAAAAUCAGAGUUGUAAAAGAGCAUAUACAAUUUAAAGUGUAAAUUCUCACCAAAUUUUUCAUUGCUUUGUAGAAUUUUUGUUUUUUUUUUUUUUUACCCAAUUAGUGUUUUGGCUUCAAUAAGAUUUUCAAAAUAGAAAAUGGAUUGCAUUUCUUUAGUCAGUUAAUUUUCAAGAUACUGUUUACCCGAAGUGAGGUGCACAGUCGGUUGGUUUUGACAAUUGCAAACACCUGUGCAGCCCAUAUGCCUCUUGUGACAGAGAACAUUUCUGUCAUCUCAGAAGGUUCUCGCAAGCCUCGCCAUCCCAUGCCCCAAGCAAGCGCUCCUUGAUUUCUCCUACCUUCCUUCAUCCUCAUGGAGUCAUAGUGCGUACUCUGUUUCCAGCACCACAGUCAGCAAACUCAGUAAGAUUCCUCAUGUUGAGUGGGGACACCCACUGUGUGCUUCUCCCUCCUGUUGAUGGCCCCUGCGUGAGUUCCUGUUACUUGGCACGUGUAAAUCAAGAUGCUGUGUACCUUCUUGUGCACGUUUUCUGUGGAUAUAUUGUCCAGGCAUGGGCCCGUGACUUGAAAUUUGCCUCCAGAAUUGGAGGGUGCUGACUAAACUCAUACUAUCAAUAAUUACGGUGAAUGUAAAUGGACUAAAUGCACUAAUAAGGAGACAGAGAGUGGCAGAAUGGAUUGAAAAAUUGGAGAGUGCUGAGAGACCAAAGGAAGAGGCGGGUAGCUCCAGUGUAGUGGCGAAGGAGUCUUUAUUAGGGAGAUUUACAUACUGAGGCAGUGGUCCCCGGUGGCAGGAGGACCAGGGCAGAUCUCUGCACCCAGCAGUAGGGUCAAGGACAAAGGUGGCUCUGAGCGAGAGAGUUGUGUAAGACUGCCUCAGCAAGGUCACAUGACAGAGGCUUGGAAAACAGAAGUGAACUAAUGGAAAGCGUGAGGGCAGCCAUAUUCAGCCUCACAAAGCCUGUUUUCAUUUCUUUUGGGAAAAUUAAAUACCCAGGAGUGAAACUCCUGUGUCACAGGGAGUGCAAAUUCCAAGUGUUUGGUGACUUUGCUAACACACAAGGUCAAGGCCUCUCCACUUCAGCCAUUCUAAUGGGUAGAAAUGGUAUGACUUCUUCCUUUCUAAUCCUUGUGGGUUUCAUUUUGUUUUCUUGCCUUAUUACACUGGCUAGAACCUACAGGACAGUGUUGAGUAGAAGUGGUAAGAGUGGACAUCUUCCACUUUCUCCCAACCUUAGGGGGAAAUGUUCCGUAUUUCACUGUUAAGCAUGAUGUUCCAAAAACCAAACCUAUUGCUGUCGAGUUGAUUCCGACUCAUAGUGACCCUAUAGGGAUCCUAUAGAACAAGAAUAGAACUGCCCCAUAGAGUUUCCAAGGUGCACCUGGCGGAUUUGAACUGCUGAUCUUUUGGUUACCGCCACACCACCACGGUUUCCAAGCAUGAUGUUAGCUAUAGGUUUUUUGUAGAUGUCCUUUGUCAGGUUGAGGGUGUUUCCUUCUGUGCUUCAUCUGAUGAGAGUUUUUUGUUGUUUUUUAAUCAUCAACGAGCCUUAAAUUUUAUCAAAUGCUUUACCUGUUGUCUAUUGAAAUGAGCAUAUGAUUUUUCUCCUUUAAUCUGUUAUGGCGGCAGGUUCCAGUGAUUGAUUUUUGCAUGUUAAACCAAUAUUGCAUUCUUGGGAUAAACCCAUUUGGUAUGCAGUAUCAUCCUUUUCAUAUAUUACUAUAGUUGAUUUGCUAUGAUUUUCUUAAGGGUUUUUACAUCUAUGUUCAUGAGGGAUAUUAGUAUUUUCUAAUAUCUGUGCUUUUUUUUGCUUGUAAUGCCCUUGUCUGGAUUGCUAUCAGAGUUAUACUGGCAUAUCAUUGGGUCUUGCUUGCUGGCCUUACAAAAUGAGUUGGAACAUGUUCCUGCCUCCUCUAUUUUCGGAAAGACUUUGUGUAAUAUUGGUAUUACUUCUUCCUUAAAUGUUUGAUAGAAUUCAUCAGUGAAGCUAUCUGGACUUGUUUCCUUUAUAGGACUUUUUAAAAUUGUGAAUUCAAGGUCUUUAAUGAAUGUAGGAUAGUUCACAUUUUUUGCUACAUCUUGUGUCCUUUUUGGUAAUCUUUGUCUUUCAAUAAAUUUGUCCAUUUCAUCUGGUUGUUGAAUUUAUUGGCAGAAAGUUGUUUAUAAUAUUGGCUGAUUGCCGUUUCAUGAUUGUAGAAUUUAUAGUCGUGUUCCCUCUUUGGAAACCCUGGUGGCAUAGUGGUUAAAUGCUAUGGCUGCUAACCAAGAGGUUGGCAGUUCGAAUCCGCCAGGCGCUCCCUGGAAACUGUGGGACAGUUGUCCUUUGUCCUAUAAAGUCGCUAUGAGUCAGAGUCGACUCAACGGCAGUGGUUUUAGUGGGUUCCCUCUUUCAUUUCUGAUAUUGGUAAUUUGUGUUGGCAUUUUUUUUCUUGAUUAUUCUUGCUAAAGGUUUAUCAAUUUUUUUCACAGAGCCAGCUUUUGACUGUGUUUGUCGUCUCUACUAUUUGUUCAUUUCAUUCACUUCCACUCUUCUGUUAUUUCCUUUCAUCUGCUGAAGUUGUGUUUAAUUUGCUCAUCAUUUUCUGUCUUCUUAAGAUGGAAGCAUAGAACGUUGAUUUUAUAUUUUUCUUCUUUUCUAAUAUAGGCAUUUAAAGCUACAGAUUUCCUUCCAAGCAUCGCUUUAGCUUCUUGCACAAAGUUUGAUAUGUUGUAUUUUCAGUCUUUCUGUUAAAAAUAUUAUAAAAUUUACCUUGUGAUGUUUGUUGACUGAUGGGUUAUUUGUCUGCUUAAGUUCUAAAUACCGUAUUUUUACACAAAUAACAUGCACCUUCUAUGUUUGUUUGCCCACUUUGCCCUUCCCCCACGUGGUAUUUUCGUAAGUGCUGUUAUGCCAACUUUUUUUGUACAUGUUGCUGUUAAAAAAAAACUAGCAUACUGCACUUACAAAAAUACCUUGCGGGGGUGGGGUGCAGUUAGCAAGCAAACGUAGAAGACAAGCUUUAUUUGCAUAAAAAUAUGGUAUUUGGAGAUUUUCUAAACAUCUUAUUGAUUGCUAAUAUAAUACCAUUGUAGUCAGAGAAUAUACUCUGUAUGAUUUUCCACCUUUGAAAUUUAUUGACACUUGUUUUGUGGCCUGGCAUACAGUCUAUCUUGGUGAAUAAUCUAUUUGCACUUGAGAAGAAUGUAUAUUUUCCUUUCCUUGGGCGAAAUGUUAUAUAAAUAUCAGUUAGGUCUAGUUGGCCGAUAAUAUUGCCCAAAUCUUAUAUAGCCUUACUGAUUUCCUUAAGGAUAAGACUUUAUUUAUCAGUUAUUAAAAGAGAAGUAUUAAAGUGGAUUUGUCCUCUUCCUCUUAGUUUUGUCAACUUCUACUUCAUGUAUUUGGAAGCUCUUAUUAAGUACAGACAUACUUAAGGUUGGUUUAUCUUCUUGAUGAAUUGACCCUUUUUAUCAUUGUGAAAGGCCCUUCUUUUAUCUGUGGUAAUACUCUUCUUGGAGGAGCCCUGGUGGUGCAAUGGUUAAGUGCUUGGCUGCUAACUGAAAGGUCAGCAGUUCAAACCCACCAGCCGGUCCGUGGCAGAAAGAUGUGGCAGUCUGCUUCUGUAAAGAUUUCAGCCUUGGAAACCCUAUGGGGCAGUUCUACCCUGUCCUAUAGGAUCGCAGUGAGUUCAGAAUUGACUCACCGGUGGUAGGUUUGUCUUUUUUUGGAAUGCUCUUCUUGAUGUCUAUUCUGUCUGAUAUCAACAUAUGCACACAAGCUUUCUUAUAUGCAGUAUUUGUAUAGGCUGUCUUGUCCCAUCCUAUACUUUCAAUAUGUCUGUAUCAUUAUGUUUAAAGUUUGUUUCUUUUAAAGAGCGUAUCAUUAUGUCUUGCUUUUUAUCCAAUCUGAUAAUCUCUACUUUUUAAUUGGAGUAUUUAAACCAUGUAUAUUUAAUGAAGUUAUUAGAGUGUUUGGGUUUAAGUCUGCCAUCUUGAUGUUUUGUUUCUAUUCUUUUCAUCUUUUUGUCUCUCUGCUCCUUUCCUCCCUUUUUUUAAGUAAAUCAAGUAUUUUUAUUCCAUUUUAUCUCCUCUAUUGACCUUUUUAGUUCUGCCUCUUUGCACCGUCUUCUAAGUGGUGCAGAGAUUAAAUAUGCAUGGUAAUUUAUCACAGUCUUCUUUAAAAAAAUUCUCAUUCUUCACAAACCAUAUAAGAACCUUAUAACAGUAGACUUCCAAUUACUACCUCCUACUCUUAGUGCUCUUGUUGUCAUGUAUCUUACUUCUAUAUAUGCUAUAAGAUUCUACAGUACUGUGUUAUUAUUUCUACUUUAGUUAAUAGUCUUUUAACAGUAUUUAAGGUGUAUUAUAUUUGUUUUUUUAAAUCUUAAAUGCCUUGUUAAAUUGAGAAUUUCCAUAGAAUUGCACCAUGCUUGCCCAGAUAUGCUGAGUGUAUUAGUCGUACCUUGUAAAACAAGCAGUAUUUACCAGCUGUAGGUGAAAAACCCUCAGAAACCAGUUGGGUGUGGUGGGUAAGUACAAGCUCUAGAGCCAGAGGACCUGGGCCUAGCCCUCAACCUACGUACAAGCUGUGCAAUCUUGUGCAAAUCCAUUUCCUCAUCUUUAAAAUGGAUGAGCAUAGCCAUUCUUGGGAGAGUAAAAUGAGUUAUAUAUGUAAAUCACAUAGAAUAGUGCUUGGCACAUGGUAAGUGCUACAUGUGUGUAAGUUCUUGCUGUUGUUAGGUAAUGAGCAAGUUCAGAACCCUUGGAGAGUCUAGGAUCUACAGAAAAAAAGACUUUUUGAUCCGUCACAAACAAACAUGAUCAUGAGUGCCCAACCUUAGGCUUACACACAUGAUGUAUAAUAAACCUUCAAGGCUAGAAAAUUCUGUUUUGUAAGAGAAUGAACCCCAGAGGAUUAUUUAUUAUUUUGACAAUUCUUUGGGGAAUGCUUUAAAGAUCAAAGAGACUAUGAAAAUGAUGUUAAAUAUAGCUUAUUAUCUUAAAUUUAUCUUUUUGCUACUAGACUCACAUUCUGAACCAAGAAGAAUGUUUUAGCUUGCAUUCUCAGUCUGUUUCCCAGAGGCCAACCCAAAGACCAACACAGUCUGUCUUUAUUUGUAAGUUAAUUAUCUGAUUCCUGCCCAGUGAAGAUUAGACUUUAUGGAGGCAUAUGUAGUCUCUCAAGUACCCUGUUGAAAGACUUGUUGCUGAUCAGGGUGCAGGACUUGGGAAAUUCAUUCCACCAUUUGGAAACUAAACUUGCUUUUGGUUCUGGAUACAAGAAGCCAUAUAGUAGAGUUCUGCUUCUUAUAUGGAAGAAUAAACUCCUAGCAAAAUAGCUCUCCCAUGGAUAGUAAUUAUAAACUCUGGACAAGAUAAAAACAGCUACCUGAGGGCUCUGAAGAACGAACAAAAGCAGGCAUUUUGGAGGGCAGUUAAAACCAGCGCAGAAUGAGUUUCCUCUUUUUUCAUCUCUGCCCUGACUGCAGCCACAGCCACUACAACAGUGGCAUAGGGUGACUAAAACUCUGACAGGAAGUCAGUCCACUCUCUUCCUUGUUAGAGGAACCAGGGGAAAGAGCCCAGAGCAACUAUAACUGCCAAAGAGCAGUAAGAGGAGAAAUCACAGAAAGAGAGCCAGAGAAGAGGAACUCUCUGUAUAAAUUCUGUUCAAACUUCUGACCAACCCCCGAACCAUGUGUGCUGAAGGCAGUCUGAACUGAGAUCUGAGCCACCACUCAUCACAGGUUUGGCCGAGUUUGCAGUUUGAAUCUAAUGCAGUUAAUUUCCUGCUAAAGCAAAACUUUUAACUCUCUUCAGAGGAAUGUAGCAGAAUCAGAAUCUCCACAACAUGUAAUUCCAGUUGUACAGGAUACAAUCCUGAAUCAUUCAAUAUAUGAAGAGUCAGGAUAAUACAACCCAUUCUCAAGGGCAAAGAUAACCCAUAGAUAACAAUUCUGUGAUGACCUAGGUGUUAGAAUAAUCAAACAAGCACUUAAAAGCAGGUUUAAUAAUUUUGGUCAGUUAAGUAAAGAAAGAUACACACAUCAUGAACAAAAAUAUAGAAAAUCUCAGCAGAGAAAUAGAAAAUAUGAAAAAGAUCUAAAUGGAAAUUUUAGAACUGAAAAUUACAAGAUCAGAUAUAAAAAUUUCACUGAAUGGGCAUAAUAGAAUGGAGAUAACAGAGGAGAUAGUGACUUUGAAGAAGGACCAAUAGAAAGCAUUCAAUGUGAAGAAAAACGGGGAACUCAUGAUUAAAAACAAAAACCUGAAUAGAGCCUAAGGGACCUCUUAGAAAAUAUCAAAAUAUCUAACAUUCAGGAAAUUAGAAUCCCAGAAGGAGGGGACAGACACAGUGGGGCACAAGAAAAGUUUGAAGAAAUAAUGACCAAAAACUGUCCAAAGUUGGUGAAAAACAUAAAUUUACGGAUUGAAGAAGUUCAGUGAACUCUAAACAGGAUACAUAUGAAUAAAACCACACAUAGAUACGUCAUCUUCAAACUACUGAAAGUUAAAGAUUUAAUUUUUUUUUUAAUCUUGAAAGCAUCCAGAGAAAAACGACAGAUUAUAUCAUACAAGGGACUAGUGUUUCAAAUGAUAUAUCGUCCAAAAUUAUGGAGGCCAAAAGAAAGUGAGACUGUGUCCUUAAUGUGCUGAAAGAAAAAACUGUCAUCACAGAGCUCUAAACAGCUAAAAUAGCCUUCAGGGAUGAACAUUACAUAAAGAUAUUUUCAAAAAAAGGAAAACUAAAAAAUUGGUUGCCAUCAAAUGUGUACUACAAGAAAUGCUAGAGGAAGUUUUUUCAGCUGAGGGUAAAUGAUACCAGAUUGAAACACAGAUCUUCAGAAAUGAAUAAAGAGCAUUAAAAAAAUGACACUGUGUCGGGACAUGGCACUCCCUCAUGUCAUCCUGCUGGCGGGAGUCCUGGUGGAAGUCACUGGCACAUCCACAGAAAGUACGGUCCAGCAGCCCGAGUGUUGUGUGGAGGUGGCAGAUGCCAAUGCCACCUGUCCUGGCACAGGCCUGUGUGGUCCAGGCUGCUACCGGCACAGGGCUGAGGAUGGGAGCUUCAGCUGCCUCCAAUGCCACAACGCCACCUUCCCGGCCACCACCACCAACAGCUCCAAGUGCAGAAGCCUUUCUGGCUGGGGUGGCCCCUUGCCCAUGAACAGGAGCACAGGGACACCUGGGCUGCCGGGUUCCGGGAGCCCCUGGGUGGUUGCCUCGCUCUUCCUGGGGACACUCUUCAUCAGCUCUGGCCUCAUCCUCUCCGUGGCCAUGUUCUUCUACCUCAAGCGCACCAGUAAGCUCCCUGACAUCUGCUACGGAAGGAACAAAGGCUGUGAUGAUCCGCCCGCCACAGUCCUCAGUACGGAAGCCACGCUACGUGAGGCACGAGCGGCCCCCUGACAGGCCAGCUGGCACCUCAGCCAUCCCCUCGGUGGAGGCCCGAGUCAGCAGUGUCUAACGCGGGGGCCAAGCUGCAACUGGACCAGGACAAGCCCUGAGGCCUGGGAAGUCCCGGACUGCACCCUGUGCCCUGUGCACAGAGCUGGCACAGCCAGCCAGGCCCAGGCCUCUUGUACCUCUCAGCAGCAGGUGCCACGAGGGAAACCAGUUGUGCCCAACUCCCCAGAGUCCAUCUUUCCCAUCCACUGCUUGUUUGGAAUGACCAGGAGUAGGCAUCGCUAUGAUGGGGGAGAUUUCAGCCCGGAGGCUGGAGAAAGGCCAUCUGGGCAGCAGGCGUGUGAGCCCCUGGGGAAAAGAGUCAGAGGGACACAGGCCAGCAAUGUCCAGGGCCGUCCAGCAGGGGGCAGCUCCGAGCCAGGCCGGCAGGGCUGGAGGUGGUGGGCAGGCCCUCCCUCCCCCUACACUGUCCCUCCUUUCACCCUAGCCACCAGACCUGAGGGGCCAACUGUUCCAUGCCCGGGUGCCUCGUUUGUGCCCCAAGGGGCAUGAGCCCCCAUCCCAACCUCGCGCUGAGGAGCAAGGCCCCAGCCUUGCCAGCCCUGGCCGCCAGAGAGGGAUGGGGCCCAGGAGACAGUUAGAUGCUGCAUCACCGAGAAUCGGUGUGAUGCUUCCUCUGCCCUCCAGGAGACAUGCGUUUUAUAGAAACGUCUUACCGCGAGGUGUGUUGUAUUCCCUCCCUCUGCUCCCUUCUCACUGGCCUGGGGCAUCUGCCUAGGAGGACAAGGGCAGGUACAGUGUCCGACCUCGGCAACCCCAUGCCUGAAAUCCCAUGGCCAUGUUUGCCAUGUCCACCAUGUGGACUGCGGCUGGUUUCUUGGAGUCUCCCUGGGCAGAGUGAUAGGCGCCUCCUAAGAAAGGCAGCAUGGGGCUGGCCUCUGAGGCCUGCGAUGGCUGGCAGUACUCAUCCAGGUGGACCUCAUCCUUGUGGUGAGUCCCUGUCCUGCUGGGGAAUCCCCCAAGGCCUUGGGGGGCUACAAACAGCUUGCCAGGCUCUGCUGGAAAAGCCUGAUCUCUGGGGGCCUGGGGUUCCCUGAUCACCUCAAAGCCAGCACUUUGGGUCUGGGGACAUUUGGUGUCCCCCAGCAUCGGAGUCCUCUGCACUGUGACACCCAUCUAGAGAGUUUUAUUUUUAUACUGUCUGCUUUGAUACAUGCUUGUUUCCCAAGACUCAAACCGUGGGUUGUCCAGGUGCAGAGAAUGGGCAUUGUCGUUUUAAAACUGGUGUCAAAACUA
This is a messenger RNA of Loxodonta africana (African savanna elephant), 10773 nucleotides long. RefSeq names its product chromosome 3 C1orf159 homolog (gene C3H1orf159). The transcript has 8 exons. The coding region runs from base 8941 to 9480 and encodes 179 amino acids. The record is from RefSeq and is a predicted model, not a curated record. Lineage: Eukaryota; Metazoa; Chordata; Mammalia; Proboscidea; Elephantidae.